Cebus imitator (Panamanian white-faced capuchin) is the source of this 1683-nucleotide messenger RNA. RefSeq names its product olfactory receptor 2AG2. Gene Ontology annotation, biological process: G protein-coupled receptor signaling pathway. Bases 96 to 1046 code for a protein of 316 amino acids. The transcript has a single exon. NCBI's taxonomy places the organism in Eukaryota, Metazoa, Chordata, Mammalia, Primates, Cebidae. The record is from RefSeq and is a predicted model, not a curated record. Gene Ontology annotation, cellular component: membrane. Gene Ontology annotation, molecular function: G protein-coupled receptor activity; olfactory receptor activity.
GUGACUUAGAACAAUCCAAAGCUAGAGUGAACACUUUUAGAAAAGCUUCCACUGAUAAUAUAUUUUGUUCUAGGCCCCCAAAAAAAAAAAACAUCAUGGAGCUCCGGAACUCCACCUUGGGAAGUGCCUUCAUCUUGGUGGGAAUUCUAAAUGACAGUGGGUCUCCUGAAGUGGUCUGUGCUACAAUUACUGUCCUUUACUUGUUGGCCCUGACCAGCAAUGGCCUGCUGCUCCUGGCCAUCACCAUGGAAGCCCGGCUCCACGUGCCCAUGUACCUCCUGCUUGGGCAGCUCUCUCUCAUGGACCUCCUGUUCACAUCUGUUGUCACUCCCAAGGCCCUUGCAGACUUUCUGCGCAGAGAAAACACCAUCACCUUUGGAGGCUGUGCCCUUCAGAUGUUCCUGGCACUAACAAUGGGUUGCGCUGAGGACCUCCUACUGGCCUUCAUGGCCUAUGACAGGUAUGUGGCCAUUUGUCAUCCUCUGAAAUACAUGACCCUCAUGAGCCCAAGAGUCUGCUGGCUCGUGGUGGCCACAUCCUGGAUCCUGGCAUCUCUGACUGCUCUAGGCCAUACCACAUACACCAUGCACUUUCCUUUCUGCAUAUCCUGGGAAAUCAGGCAUCUGCUCUGUGAGAUCCCACCCUUGCUGAAGUUGGCCUGUGCUGAUACCUCCAGGUAUGAACUUAUAAUAUAUGUGACAGGUGUGACUUUUCUCUUGCUCCCCAUUUCUGCCAUUGUUGCCUCCUACACACUAAUCUUAUUCACUGUGCUCCAUAUGCCAUCAAAUGAGGGGAGGAAGAAAGCCCUUGUCACCUGCUCUUCCCACCUGACUGUGGUUGGGAUGUUCUAUGGAGCUGCCACAUUCAUGUAUGUCUUGCCCAGUUCCUUCCACAGUCCCAAGCAAGACAACAUCAUAUCUGUUUUCUACACAAUUGUCACUCCAGCCUUGAAUCCCCUCAUCUACAGCCUGAGAAAUAAGGAAGUCAUGGGGGCCUUGAGGAGGGUCCUGGGAAAAUACGUGCUGCUGGCACAUUCCACGCUCUAGGGCCGGCUCAUGGCUUGCCUCUCACCAUUCCUCCUCCAAAUAAAAUUCUCUACUUACUCAUUCUUUAUUACUAUACUCUGUCUGAGAUGAUACAAACAUUUUUUUUAAUUUUACUUUUAUUUUCUACUCUGUAGCUGGUGUGUACAAUGAUCUUGAGUUAAACUCAUUUGGCACACAUCAUCCUGACUUUGGAAACCCAUGUUAUAAGAACUAGAUGGGGGAGAAAGCCUUGAAUGGGUGUUGUAGACUCAUUGUCUGGUAGGGCGUCAUCCUGACACAUUACCAAGUAGAAAUGGUAGGGGAUUAGCUUUCCAUUUUAACAUCAUGUAGCAGUGAGAAGCAGCAGUAGUUUUGGACUGACCAAAUUCCAGUAGAUUCUCAGCACCAGAGGAGGACUGCUCCCUUUAAAGCAGAUUAUUUAUUAAUAGAGGGAAGAAUUUUCAGAAAAUAUAUUAGGCUUCCUGUUUAUUAAGUAGAUAAUUGUUUGAGUACUUAGUGGAAAUGAAUAAGAGAUAUGUGACUGCAUUUGUACUCUACACCUGAAGAGACGUUCACAUUGGUACCUGAGUAAUGAUAAGUAAUUACAUUGAAAGAGUGGGGCUGGGCACAGCAGCUCAUGCCUGUAAUCCCAGCACUU